Messenger RNA from Anopheles cruzii, 732 nucleotides. It is a transcript of the gene RpLP2, whose product is annotated as 60S acidic ribosomal protein P2. Gene Ontology annotation, molecular function: structural constituent of ribosome. Gene Ontology annotation, biological process: cytoplasmic translational elongation. The record is from RefSeq and is a predicted model, not a curated record. Gene Ontology annotation, cellular component: ribosome; cytosolic large ribosomal subunit. The coding region runs from base 118 to 459 and encodes 113 amino acids. The transcript is spliced from 6 exons. Lineage: Eukaryota; Metazoa; Arthropoda; Insecta; Diptera; Culicidae.
CUUCCACUUCCGACAGCUUGCACACUUCCUCUUUGCUGUAAACCAGUCGAGUCGAAUAGACGCAUUUUUCAUUUGCUGCCCGCGUUUCGUGUCGAAUCGACUUAAAAUUUUGCAAAAAUGCGUUACGUAGCGGCAUACCUGCUGGCGGUGCUGGGCGGUAACGAGUCGCCGUCGAACGCCGACAUCGAGAAGAUCCUGAGCUCGGUCGGUAUCGAAGCCGACUCGGCCCGCGUCACCAAGGUGGUGAGCGAACUGAAGGGCAAGUCGGUGGAGGAACUGAUUGCCUCGGGACGCGAGAAGCUGUCCUCGAUGCCCGCUGGUGGUGGUGCCGCGUCCGGUGCUCCGGCUGCCGCUGGUGGCGCUGCUGCUGCAGCUGCUCCGGCCGCCGAGAAGAAGGAAGAAAAGAAGGAGGAAUCCGAAUCCGAGGACGACGACAUGGGCUUCGGUCUUUUCGAAUAAAAGAACAAGCUGUCAUCCAGCUGGUUGUUGGGUGUUCCGGCAGAUGCUCUGGCCGCCAGCGUUCGAGGAGGGGAGAACAACCUUUGUUUUUUCUCGAUAAAAGUUUAUUUCAGUGUCACUUUUACUUCUUCGCUAUAUCAUGGAUCGAUAUAGGAAUCAACAGCCCCAUGUUCAUCAGUAUAACUACAUUAGUGUACUGAAAGAAUGCCUGUGCGUGUGUGUGUGUGUGUACAAAAUAGUGACCAAGAAAUAAAUUUUUAUUGUGAGAAAAUA